AAAGAAAGGAAGGAAGGAAGGAAGAAAUCUGGUGCAAAGGCGAGCCCAUUACAAGGAUGACAGGUGUGCUGUUAAGUUUGGUGUUGACUUCCUUAUACUUGCUUCAAGCUUCAGACAGCAUCGACAUUCAGCCAGACCUCGAUGUUCAAAAGGUAACAGCUCUUGUGCCUUACAAAUGCCAGUUUUGCAGGACUGUGGCAACAAGAUAAGUGUUCAAUUUCUCCCUUUACUGCAACAGUUCAAGGCGUCAAGUCAAUAGCGAGGCAAUAAUUUGGCACUGCCAUUUGGGGGCCUUGAAUUUUGGGGCACAAUGCCCACCUGCCUUUGGCUGCUUGCCUGAAAGUAGAAUCAGAUAGAAUCAGAAUCAGAAGAAUCUUUAUUUGCGUCAGUCACUAGUCAUAGCAAUAAAAUAAAAUAAAAUGUACAGAAGAAAGAGGUAAAAACUUAACUAUACAAAAUAUAUUUUGGAGGUUUACAUCAAUAAUCAAAUAAUAGAUCUUAUUCUAAUUGCCCCCGCUAAAAACCUUGCAGUUUUUGCUGUCAUCUUGAUCAUCUAAAAGAAAGGACACAGUUGCAAUGGUUAAGCGACCAGGCAUAGACAAUAAUAGAGGAAUAAUGACUUCACUCCUCAAAUCAUUAUAAAUAGAAUGCAAGUACAUGAGCCACUGACUCAAUACUGCCAUCUCCACCUGGAUAUAACCAUUUUUCCAGUGGAAUUUUUUGAAAUUGACCCUCAAGUACAGUCGUAGACAGUAUAUUCAAUCUUGCAAAAGUGAAAGCGUGUCUGUAUUUUGGAAUUGUUAAAUUUUGCAGAAUAGGGUGCCAAAAUGUCAAGGUGGAAAAUAAUCAUACCAUGGAUAAAAUGUCCUUAUUGUGGCCAAAUUAUUCAGUCGCUCGAUAUUAUAUUAAAUUAUUUGCUUUACUGAAGCCCAGUGUUAAUAACUGUUCUGGUGAUAAACCAGAAAAGUAAAGCUUUUGGUUGACAAUUUUAGUCCCAGCGCUCUCAUGACAAUCUUGUGAUACAAAGUGUAGUAGACCAGUGGGGUUUAAAUUUAGGCAAAGCCAAUAAAUAAAUGUCCUACACCAAAUCUGUAAUUCUAAGUGCAAUGAAGCAUUUGGAACAAAGAAUGGAACAGAAAAAAGUUGCUUUAGGAUCUUAGAUUGAACAUUCAUGUGCCUCUUGUGGCUGAUUUGUGAUCUCAGACUAAAGCAGCAUUUCAUUUCUCUUCUCUUCUCUUCUCUUCUCUUCUCUUCUCUUCUCUUCUCUUCUCUUCUCUUCUCUUCUCUUCUCUCUGCUACGCAACCACAGCAUGAUGUCAGAAGGAGAUGCGUCUACAUGGCAUCUUCCUCCACAUCAUUGCACAGUAAUCUUUAUUGCUUUUCAAAUAACACACAACUGAAACAAAGCAAAACCUAUCUAUAAUGUGAAGGGUAAAAGUGCUGUGAUGCAGAAGAGUAGAAACACAGUUUUACACUUUUCACAUAUUUUUUCUGGGAAGAGAAAAAGACCACAUUUCCAGUAACUGUAAACUCUGUGAUAGAUAGAAAGAGGGAGGGACACUGAAAUUGUGGUGCUGUGUGUGUAUGUGUGCUGGACACACACGAGAGAGAGAGAGAGAGAGAGAGAGAGAGAGAGAGAGAGAGAGAGAUUAGUGGAUAAGUGACACGCAGUGGCCCUUACCUACCUCUGGUUGGAGAGCUGUAAAAAUUCCCUUUAUUGCCAUGGCUGAAAAAUACAUAAAUCCUAAAACAGGCCACCACAUCAGUGACGCCAUUUUCCCUUUGUACAGAGGAUCCAAGAAGGUCAUAAGCUAUGUGAGAGAGUUCUGUUUGCAUCCUCUGAUUCUUCCAAGCUAAGGUAUCUUACACUAGUCGAGGUGCCUUAAGGAAAGGGGGGAAAAACAGAGUGGGCAUUGCUGCCUGGAGUGAUGCGAGUGGAAAGAUGAUCAUUUCCCUCCAUGCAUUUCUGAAAAAAACACACUAUACCAACUUCUUUUUCUAGUUGGCUGGAAGAUGGACUCUCGUUGCACUGGUGCUAGAUAGAGGUGAGCCAACGCAUUACAACAGACAUCUUAUUACAGUGGAACCUGAAAACAAUGGAGAAAUGGUUUAUGUAGCAGAGGCUUAUCAGUAAGUUCUCUUGGAUUACUUUGAUCACUACCUUUCUUUGUGCUUCAAGAUUCAUGAAUACACAUUUCGAAGUGGGGUAAUCAUUAAAAUUUUAGAGUCUUGACAGCUGCAAUUCUGCAAGUUUGUAGGGACAGAAUAUUAUGCAUGUUGAAAGAAGAUAUGUUCAUGCACCUUCCUACCACCCCUGAAUCCUUCUCUUUUGAUUUUGAUGGCACAAGGUUUUCUGUGUGGGGUUCCCCAUUAGCCAUCACAGUCUCCAGAACUCUAUUCCCCAGGCAGCUACUUGUUUUGCCCAUCAUGUUGGGCAAGGAAUCAAUACCUGGAGAGUUGGAGACACCCCCCCCAUGACCCUCCAGGUCAGAGGAUGUGAUGUUGCUGGAGUUGUCAGGCUCAGAAAUAUACGCUUUCUAGGCUGUCCUUCUCACCUCCUUCCUGUAAGAGCAAGCAGAUGUAGAAUAGGGCAAUAGGCCUUUAGAUAAUGUACAGUACACUGUCUGUUGGCUCCACACCUUCUCAAGAGAUAUCAGACCAGCCUGUCAUAAUAAGGCCUCAGAAGGCAUCAGCAUGCCUGAUUCUGAGAGAACUCUGGGCAAACAUGCCAAAGAAAAGUUCUCCAAGGUCCUGCCCAGCAAUUUCCCACAUUGGAUUGGACUUAUUGACUCAUCUGGACUCUCACGCUUUACCAGAUACCCAACCCCCAAGAACUUAGCCCAAAAGUAGCAAGAACACUCAGGAGCAUUUCAUUUGCUGUGGAACCAUCUCAGAGCUUCAUAGUCAAGAAACACCUGGUGCCCUCUAGAUCAGUGGUUCUCAACCUUGGGUCCCCAGAUGUUUUUGGCCUACAACUCCCAUGAUCCCUAGCUCACAGGACCAGUGGUCAGGGAGGAUGGGAGUUGUAGGCCAAAAACACCUGGGGACCCAAGGUUGAGAAAGGCUGCUCUAGAUGUUUUGGACUACAGUCCCUAUCAACCCCAACCAGUCCAGUCAUGUUCUUAUUAGUUUCUGUAUCAUGCAGCCAUACUGGCUGGGGCUGCUGAAGUUUAGUCUAGAACAUUGGGGGGGCACCGGAUUGGCAAGGAUUUCCCUACAUAGACUCACAAGACUUCCCUAGGCCAGAAUUUCAGUUGGUUCAGGCAUGGAUGGGGUGGGAGGAUGUUUCCUGCUGCAGACACUUUUCUGAUCUUAUAUAUUUUUUUCCCCUGCCAGAGAUAAUGAAUGCAAAAAGAUGGUGAAUCGAUUGAUUCCGGGUGAGAAGCCUGGAAUAUAUACAAAAGGUAACUUCAAGUGGCUCAUUCCUCCCUUAGGCUGGAGGGAAUUUAUAAUAUUUUACCCACCUCCAUGGGAAACCAAUCUGUUCUCAAACCACCUCUGCUCUCUCUACCUCCCUCCCCACCAGUUAGGGCUUCCUAAUGGGGGCUUAAUAUUGCAACUCGGUCCUUGAGAUAAUCACAGAUAGGUUGUUGGCAAGAGACUUUUUAAACUUUGGAUUCCUCUGAGAAGUGAUAAAUACGGAUUCAGUGAGGGGAGGGGAUAUGGGUUGUCAGCAUUUUGAUUCCAGUAACAUUUUGAGGAUGCUGCAAAAAGUGAUAAAACGUUUAAAAACUAAAACCAAACCAAACAUGGCAUGAUGAAGUCUUUGCCCAUAUACAGGGAGGGGGGUGGUAGCAGUGGUAGUAGAAUCAGUUCUUCAUGGGACCGUCCUACUCCAAAGGAUAUAAGGUAGGAGAGGCAUCCAGCGCAGCUAGACAUCUUGAAUGCCCUUCUUGAGGCCCAUGCUUUAAAUGGCUGCCUCUGGACAUUCAAAUGGGUCAGGUUAUUUAUUGUAUUACACUGUUUAAAAUGAACAUCGUUCAAUACAGUUUUGAAAAAUCAAAUGAAGCUAUGCCCUUUUGUUCUUCUGAAGCAUGAAACAACGUAGUCAAGGAGAUCCCAGUUAUUCAUGUAUAUUAUUCAUCUUGCAUGCAGUCUUGUUUUGCCUACUUUUAAAUAACUUCUUGUACAAUUUUCAUUGUUUAGAGGGUUCCUGUACAAACCCCCCCCCCCGCUUCUGGUACUUUUCUCCUUUGUUUUGGAAGAGUUAGCUGGGCAACAUACAAAUGUCCUUACUUGUUUUUCACUUGGGCAUAUAUAUAUGCACCCUUAAAGGAUAUUUUUUGUGUUUCUUUUUCACAUCUAGGGCAGAGCACCUUAUAUUUCGUGAAAGCAGAUUACAGCCGUUAUCACAUGGUUUUCGUUGACACAACAAUAAUGAAGGCCCUUCAUCUUUAUAGUAUGUGCCAUUGUGGAUGGGGGGGAGUGCACUGGUGUGUGUGUUUGCAAGGAGUGUGUGCUAUUGGAUGUGUCAGGUAUACCUGCCAACUAAAAAUAUAGAAAGACAGUGGUUAUUUUUCUUUAGACCCACCAGAAAUGUUCCACUCACUGAAGUGCAAUCUGAACUGGAAAUGAAGUUGUUGGGGAGAGGAAAAUAUGUCUCUUUCUUCAUUUCCACUUAAAUCAUCUUCUCCCAAGUUCUUCUUUAGAAAGAAAAAUGGCAGCAUUUGGUUUUGUAACAUUCAUUUGAAUGAACUGUAUGAGCUAAAACCUAAGAAAAUGGAACUUGCUUGAAGUCGUGGCGCUAAUGCAGUGCUUCAGCUAGUACUGCUCUUAGUCCUCAUUGUUACAAAACAUUCUCCAUAGUUCAGUUGGUUAGAGUGUGGUGAUGAUAAUGCCAAGGUUGUAGGUUUGAUGCCCUUAUGGGACAGCUGCUUAUUCCUGCAUUGCAGGGGGUAGGACGAGAUGAUCCCCAGGGUCCCUUCCAACCUGACAGUUCUAGGAUUCUAUGACCUCUGGAGAAAAAUGACAUGGAGAACAUAGCCAAAGUUUUUGAGCAGAUCCAGGACUUAAGAUGGACUGAGCAUCAUCUUGAAUCAAUGUGAACUGUAGAGGCUUGGACACUGCUGCAUUAUAAAAGAACUUUAGAUCACUUUUCUCAAAUUCUGAAUAUUCAGCAGCAUAAUACAUUAUAUGAAUUGGCUUCAUGCACAAGCAGAAGCCAUUCAUAAACUAUAUGCCACUGAAGAUUUUAUGAAUUAAAAUGCAUCUGACCUGUUUUCAGAAAUAUGUCUGCUCCACAUUAUCUGCAUCACCUGGAUUUCAAGGUUGUGAGCAACCCUUUGUAUUUUAGUGCUGUGGUACAGUUAGCAUUUGAAAGAUAUAUUCAGCCAGCACAGCUAGAUAUUUUAGAACAGAUUUAUGCGCUAUUAUACAUUGUGUCUGCAUUGUUAUGGUAGGUUAAAUGGUACUUUCUAUUGGCCUGUUCCCCUUUUAAGGCUGUCCAUGUUCCCCUUUUAAAGCUGUCCAUCCUUUUGGUGGAUGCGGGUGGUGCUGUGGGUUAAACCACAGAGGCUAGGGCUUGCUGAUCAGAAGGUUGGUGGUUCGAAUCCCCGUGACGGGAUGAGCUCCCAUUAUUCAGUCCCAGAUCCUGCCAAACUAGCAGUUUGAGAGCACGAAGUGCAAGUAGAUAAAUAGGUACAGCUGCAGCGGGAAGGUAAACAGCAUUUCUGUGUGCUGCUCUGGUUCACCAGAAGUGGCUUAGUCAUGCUGGCCACAUGACCCGGAAGCUGUAUUCCUGUGCCCUUGGCCAAUAAUGUGAGAUGAGCGCCUCAACCCCAGAGUCAUCUGCAACUGGACCUAAUGGUCAGGGGUCCCUUUACUAUCCUUUUGGUGGCGAAUCCCAUGCGUUAAUUAAUUAAUUAAUUAAUUAUACCCUCACAUUUUUCCCUGACAGAGACUCAAGGUGGCUUACAAAUUAAAAAUAAGAAAAAACAUAGAAAAAGCCAUCAUUAAAAACAAUUAAGCAUUGAUAGAAUUAAAACAUGAAAGACUACUUAUAAAAACAGGUCCCUGAAACUGGGAUUAUGGUAGAUACCAUUACAUUUUGUCAGACAUGUUUUCUGCAUAAAGGCAUACUCUUUUACCCUAGGAAUGUUUCCAGUAUCCAUUCAUUUAUGGUAGGUCAUAAUAAUACUACUCACAAAAAUAAAUGAUUGGUUUCAGGAUUAUGCAGGUUUUGUGUACUCAAACCAAGGUUAUAACAGAUUAACAUUGAAGGAUAAAUAACCUAAAUGGCUUUCUGUGAGCUUUGUUCAGAAAGUUGCAUGUUAUGAAGCUCAUUAGAUUCUCACUAAGUUUGUUAAAUAUUUAUUAAUCUUUCACUCAAUCAUGAUAGCAGCAAAUAAGGCUUUAUCUUAUACCUCUUUAACUAUGUGCACCCAACCCAAAAUAUGUCUGUUCCUUCCCCCUCUCUUUCCUCAUCCUAAUUCUUAAUGUGACAUCUUUUUGGGGUCUGAAGUUAGGGAACCAGAACCAUCAGCUGACAUAAUAGACAUAUACAAGGCUGUCGCCAAAUCCCUGGAUUUGCCAGCGGACAAGAUUAUCUAUCUACACAGAUCUGGUAAGAGUAGUUGUCAUCUUAUGACCUAUUAUUUCUCAAUUUGGGGUAAAUAAUGGUGAAGUUUCUCUUUCUUUCUUUCUUUCUUUCUUUCUUUCUUUCUUUCUUUCUUUCUCUCUCUCUCUCUCUCUCUCUGUUCCUUCCUUCCUUCCUUCCUUCCUUCCUUCCUUCCUUCUUUCCUUCCUUCCUUCUCUUUCUAAAAAUGGAACACAAAUUAGAUUAAGUUAAGGAACAUUGCAUUAAACAACAUAUGUAAAAACAGCCAAACAGCCAAAUAAAAGAAAGGCAGAUAAAAAUAUAUACUGUAUUUUUAAAAAUAUUCAAUUGCAUCAGCCAUCACCUGAUCAAGAGUAGUAUGUCUAAUGGAACAGGUGAAUCCAAAUAGCCCUGAUAGAAGCAACUGGUGAUGGAUCCAGGGAGAUCUGUCCAGCAGGGCAUUCCACAGUCAGGCUACUUGAAUAUAAAAGACCCGCCUCCUUUACCUCAAUCAGGCAUUGUCCCUAUUAGCUAGUUACCAGGUUUCUGCCCCCUGGUCCCAAUUCCACAUCUUCCUAUGAGACAUUAUCUUUUUUUCUUCCACAGAUCCAUGCCCAGAUGCAUGAGUUAAAUCCUGGAACCUGGGGUUGUGUGUGACUGCAAAUAUGGCUCAAAUUUGUAAAACCAUCCCAUUUGGAUAGAAAAUCAACUGGAUCACAUCCCUAGAGAUGUAACAAAAUGAACCAGGCAGAAGAGUCGGUGGAAGAAGAAUGGAAGAAAUUUAAAGAUUACUUACAGAAAUAUUGUAAAAUUAAUGAAUGUUAGAAUGAUGACGGAUUGAAGUUAAGUGGUUUAAUGUGGUAAUGGUAUAAAAGAAUAUGGAAAAAUUGGUUUUUAAUAUCUAAAAAAAUUAAUGUUAUAAUAUAUCAAGAUUAAAGAUCAGAAUUAAAAAGGAGGGAAAGGAAUCGCUGAACUAACAAAUUGAAUUAGAAUACAAAAGAGGGAGGUAUGAGGAGGUCCAGGAAACAAGUAAAUGUAAAAGAAGUGAUGAAAAGAUGGAAUUGUUUUUAAGUGCUUUUUCUUUUUUGUAUUUUGUAUUUUUCCUUUUUAUUGUUAAUUUUCUUAUUAAUGUGAUCUUUUUCUUUUGAAAUUUUAAUAAAUAUCAUUAAAAAAAAAAGAGAUGUAACAAAAUGGUGUAUCAAUGCCACUGUCAGUCAUUUAAUUGUAUUGAAAACCCAUCAAAACCAAUUAAAACCAUCAAAGACAAAAAUGUGUUCAAUUUUAUUUUAAUCUAUUUAUUUUUAAUUGGCAAAUUUAUAUGCCGUCUUUCAUGACACUGCAAGACAGU
Podarcis lilfordi (Lilford's wall lizard) is the source of this 7883-nucleotide messenger RNA. The record is from the annotation of a GenBank genome assembly. NCBI's taxonomy places the organism in Eukaryota, Metazoa, Chordata, Lepidosauria, Squamata, Lacertidae.